AUGGCCGCCUGUGAGGAGGGGCCGGUGGAGCUGCAGUCGCCCUUCCUGGAGAUGCCGGAGCUGCCGGAGCUCUUUGCGGCUCUGGGCGAAGGUAUGGGAGGUCCACCACCUGGGAUCCCUGCAGCACUCUGGGGCAGCAUGUGCAAAAAGCGCUUGCAAGAUAUGCAUGAAAGCAAUCAUCUCACGGUGUCAGAGCGCGAGGAGCAUUUGACCAAGAGGCAAUUCCACGUGCCUGGCCGGGGCAAGAGAACCUUAACGUUGCAGGAGGAUCCGACAGGCAAGUUCGGAGGUUCGUGUGGCUCGGGCACGGUUCUGUGGCCAGCAGCAAUGGCUUUGGUCGAGCAUUUAGAUGGGGAGGUGGAGAAGAGUUGCUUGAACUGCCGAGUCCUGGAGCUUGGCGCCGGCGUUGGUGCCGUGGGCCUCUUCUUAGCACUCUUCAAAGGCUGCGAGGUGUGGCUCACCGAGGCGCCCGAACAGCUACCGCUACUGGUGCGGAAUGUGAAUGAGAAUUCGCCAGAUGGACUGGACCUGCAGGUUGCACCUCUCAAGUGGGGUGACAAAGAGGCACUUGAGCAGCUUGCAGCUCUUGGCCGUUUUGACAUGAUUGUUGGGAGCGAUGUGACUUACCGUCCGGAGUGUCUCAGUGAUUUGCUGAGCACCGCUCACCAGCUCAUGUCCCCACAGGGGCGCUUUUUUCUCAGCCUUCAAGACCGGCCAGGUGAAGCGGAACAUCUUGAAGCAGCGCUCAAAACGAGCUCCCUUCAGAUACGCGGCGAGGCCCUUCGCCGAAAGGCAAAGCUCCAAGGAGCAGAGGAAGUCUCUGUACUGAUUUUUGAGCUUUGUCACGUUGGUGCUGAGCCACGGGUGGUGAGGCAAUGCUUCGCCUUGUCAUUUCGUUCUUGGUGGCCACCAGUGCAGCUGCCAUCUGGCCCAAGCCGCGCUUGUUCAGGCUUCCAAGCUGUGACCUCCACCCCGGAGCUGCAAGAUGCUUUCCAGCGGUACAAGUCCAUCUUCUUUCCGCAUGCAUCUACACCUGCCAAGACGGCUGUCGACUGUGGAUUGGUGGUUGACAUAUUAGACACCACAAGUGCUCUGCAACUGGGCGUUGACGAGUCCUACACUCUGGACGUGGACCUCGAUGGCAUCACGGUCAUUGCAGCCAAGACUGUUUGGGGAGCCCUCCAUGGCUUGGAGACGAUGUCCCAGCUCAUUGAAUUCAAUUUCAAAACAGGCCAAUAUUCAGUCUCUGGCAUCCCAGUGCAUAUUGAAGACAAACCUCGUUUCCAGCAUCGUGGGCUUUUGAUCGACUCUGGUCGCCAUUUUGAGCCUAUGGUACACGUGAAGGCCAUGAUUGACUCCAUGACUUAUGCCAAGCUAAACGUGCUUCACUGGCACCUCACGGAGGACGAGUCCUUUCCCAUUGCAAGCCGCGUAUUCCCAGAGCUGCCGGAGAAGGGUGCUUUCAACGACUUUGAACAGUACACCUGGGAAGACAUCGUUGAUGUGGUGGAGUAUGCCCGUCGUCGUGGGAUCCGCGUGAUUCCAGAGUUUGAUAUGCCGGGACAUUCCUCUUCCUGGAGGAAAUCACAUCCCGAAGUUUUUGCUGAAGGUUGUCUGAGCGAGUCCUCCCGCGGGGCCUUUGACCCUGCGAAGAAUGCAACCUUUGAAUUGUUGGAGGCAGCCUUGCAGGACUGGAGCAAAAUGUUCGUGGAUGGCUUUCUGCACCUGGGGAGCGACGAGGUGCCAGCCAAUUGCUGGAACAACAGCAAGGACAUCGCUUGGAUGAAGACCAUGGGCUUCUCCAACUCCUCGGAGGUUUUCAACUACUUUGUGAACAAAAUGGUGAACAUUAGCAAGAAGUUGGGCAGGGAGACCAUUCUUUGGGAUGAAGCAUUCCUUUCGGCGAAGCCACCACAGGAGGCCGUGAUUCAGAACUGGCAUGAUGCAUCCCUUCUUCAGAAGAUCGUAGAUGCUGGUUACAGGGCUGUGUUCUCCUCCAAUGGUGGCUACACAAAUGGAUGGUACCUUGAUGGUUUGAAAGCCACAUGGCAGAACAUGUAUGUCUUGGAGCCUUUGAACAACAUCAGUGCGGAGAAAGCUCACUUGGUGCUGGGAGGUGAAGGCUGCAUGUGGGGCGAGCACGUCGACCCCUCCGACUUCGAGUUCACCGUGUGGCCCCGCCUCGCAGCCAUUGCCGAGCGCCUCUGGAGCGAUCGUGAGGUGAAUUCUACCGCGGAGGCUCAGCCGAGGUUGGAAACCUUCAGGUGUCGCCUGUUGUCCCGUGGGGUGCACACUGGGAUCGUGGGUGGGAGCGGCCGCGGCACACCACCGGGUCCUGGAUCAUGCACGCAGCAGGGGACAUCCGAGGAGCAGAUUUUCGUCUGA
Molecule: messenger RNA, 2385 nt
Organism: Durusdinium trenchii
Lineage: Eukaryota; Dinophyceae; Suessiales; Symbiodiniaceae
Source: the annotation of a GenBank genome assembly